Oxyura jamaicensis (ruddy duck) is the source of this 1504-nucleotide messenger RNA. RefSeq names its product PDZ domain containing 11 (gene PDZD11). The transcript has 6 exons. Gene Ontology annotation, biological process: maintenance of epithelial cell apical/basal polarity; protein localization to basolateral plasma membrane; neurotransmitter secretion. Lineage: Eukaryota; Metazoa; Chordata; Aves; Anseriformes; Anatidae. The coding region runs from base 24 to 446 and encodes 140 amino acids. Gene Ontology annotation, cellular component: synapse; cell-cell junction; basolateral plasma membrane. The record is from RefSeq and is a predicted model, not a curated record. Gene Ontology annotation, molecular function: protein binding.
CGGGCCGCGCUCCCCGGGCGGCCAUGGAGGCCCGGCUGCCCUACGACGACUUCCCGGUGGUGUUCCUGCCGCCCUACGAGAGCCCGCCCGCCUGGGUGCCGCCGCACGAGCGGCUCUACCACCCCGACUACAACAACGAGCUCACGCAGUUCCUGCCCCGCACCGUCGUCCUCAAGAAGCCUCCCGGGGCGCAGCUGGGCUUCAACAUCCGCGGAGGAAAGGCCUCGCAGCUGGGCAUCUUCAUCUCCAAGGUGAUCCCUGACUCGGACGCACACAGAGCUGGGCUGCAGGAAGGGGACCAGGUGCUGUCUGUGAACGACGUGGAUUUCCAGGACAUCGAGCACAGCAAGGCUGUGGAGAUCCUGAAGACAGCCCGUGAAAUCACCAUGCGAGUGCGUUACUUCCCCUACAACUACCAGAGACAGAAGGAAAGAACUGUUCACUAGUAGGCAGCUGUCUGCUGGGUCCUCUCCAGAGCGGCUGUCCUGCAAGAAACUCUCCACUACCUUUCCUCAACACCUGAGAUGACGUGUCAAAUUUCAGCUGUCACUGGAGGCACAACUGCACAGGCCUCGGCUCUGCUUCCUGCUUGGAGGGCACCGCAGAGCCUGUUUAGCUGGCAGACGGACGGGGCUUCAGUCCGUACUCCUUGAACUGGGUGAUGAAACGAGCUGAUGGUGCCGGCGUGGAAGUGGGUUCCAGAGGACUGCUUGUCCAGCAAGAUCUGUGCUUCUGUUCUAGCAGGGCGUAACUUGCAGUGCUCGGCGGGUUCAGGAUCCAGCUUUUAUUGCUAGGAUGUGAGGCCGGGUCUGAGUGCGCUGGAGCAGAGCGUGGCCUUAGUCCUCCAAGAGAUCAGCCUGUUCCCUUCUCUGGUGACAUGAAAUCCUUUCCCUCUCCACUGUCCUACCUCUGCUCUCCACUACUGGGUUUGCUUGGGAUGCAAACAGGAGUGAAAUCCAGGCAAACUCGAUGCACAUCUCUAGCUGCACUAGUCUCCAAGGCAUGUGUGUACCCUGGUGCUGCUUAACGACCCUGUUGAGUCAGGACCAGGACACUUGGAGCGCGUUCCUAAGCUGCAGUGACACAUAGCCAGGUUCCCUCACGUGUGGUGCUUGCGUUGUUAAGGGUUUCACUUGCCGGACUUGCUUCCUUCUCUUGGCACAGCCCUGUCCCUUCCAGGUGCUCCCAUCAGAACUCCCUGCUACUUUGAGGUAAACUUCUCCCCUCUUCCUCGGGCAUCUCCUCUCCUGCUGGGCCAAUUCACCCUCCUGCUGUUGAGAUGGGGGGGGGUGGCGGCUGUUCUACCGAGAAAGGGGAGGAAGCCUGCGGUGCCCUGUGCUGGGAGAGCACAGGUGAAAACUUCGGGGGUUACCAGCAAAGCUGGGUGCAAAUUGGGGUCGUAUCACCUUGUAAAUGGUAUCGGGACAGCCCUUGCUCUGGCCUUCUACGCGGUGUUUUCCACUUACCUGUAAUAACUGAAGUAAUAAAGCUAGUACAGCAACCA